AAAAAAAAUAUCAAACGUCGAUUUGAUUUACACAGUUUGUCUCUCUCUCUCUCUCUCUCUCUCUCUUCUCUUUUUACAUACAUCCCAUAUUCCCAUUAGCUAGAUGAUGACAAUGAUUCUCAAAAACUAGGGUUUUUCACAAGGUAUCUUACCCGUUUCAUCCAGUCACCUCCUACCCUUAUCUUCAUCAAUCACCAUCAUUCCCACCCACACCAAUCUCUGCAACUAUCGCUUCUGAUUAACCAAUUGUAACAGAGGAUCUCCCAGAUUCAUUCUAUAUAUAUUAAUAAUCAUGGCGUUGAAGUCUACUUCCGCCGAUGGCAAAACCAGAAGCUCUGUUCAGAUCAUCGUCUUCAGCCUAUGUUGCUUCUUCUACAUCCUCGGAGCAUGGCAACGAAGCGGUUUCGGCAAAGGAGACAGCAUCGCUCUCCAGAUGACAAACAGUGGAGGAGCUGACUGCAACAUAGUCCCAAACCUAAACUUCGAGACUCACCACGCAGGAGAAUCCAGCAUCGUUGAAUCCUCAAAGGUCAAAGCCUUCGAGCCCUGUGAUGCUCGUUACACUGAUUACACUCCAUGCCAAGAUCAGAGGCGUGCGAUGACUUUCCCUAGAGAUAGUAUGAUCUACCGGGAAAGGCAUUGCGUUCCGGAGAAUGAGAAGCUCCGUUGCCUUGUGCCUGCACCUAAAGGAUAUGUGACACCUUUCUCUUGGCCCAAGAGUAGAGAUUACGUGCCUUAUGCUAAUGCUCCGUAUAAGGCCUUGACUGUUGAGAAAGCUAUUCAGAAUUGGAUUCAGUAUGAAGGUGAUGUUUUUAGGUUCCCUGGUGGUGGGACUCAGUUCCCUCAGGGGGCUGAUAAGUAUAUUGAUCAGCUUGCUUCUGUGAUACCUAUGGAGAAUGGAACUGUUAGGACUGCUUUGGACACUGGUUGUGGGGUUGCAAGUUGGGGAGCAUACUUAUGGAGCAGAAACGUGCGAGCAAUGUCCUUUGCACCAAGAGAUUCACACGAGGCUCAGGUUCAGUUUGCUUUAGAGAGAGGUGUUCCCGCUGUGAUUGGUGUUCUUGGCACCAUAAAGUUACCAUACCCAACUCGGGCUUUCGACAUGGCACACUGCUCUCGUUGUUUGAUUCCAUGGGGAGCAAAUGAUGGAAUGUACUUGAUGGAAGUUGACCGUGUGCUUAGACCGGGUGGGUACUGGAUUCUAUCUGGUCCUCCGAUCAACUGGAAGAUCAACUACAAGGCAUGGCAACGUCCCAAGGAGGAGCUUCAAGAGGAACAAAGAAGGAUUGAAGAGGUUGCUAAGCUUCUCUGUUGGGAGAAGAAGUAUGAACACGGCGAGAUCGCUAUCUGGCAGAAGAGAGUUAAUGAUGAGGCAUGCCGUUCAAGACAAGAUGACCCUAGAGCCAACUUCUGCAAAACUGAUGAUACUGAUGAUGUCUGGUACAAGAAAAUGGAAGCAUGUAUUACACCUUAUCCGGAGACUAGUAGCUCAGUGGCUGGAGGAGAACUUCAGGUGUUUCCAGAUAGACUCAAUGCAGUGCCGCCUAGGAUCUCUAGUGGUUCCAUCUCUGGUGUCACGGUUGAUGCAUAUGAAGACGAUAACAGACAGUGGAAAAAACAUGUGAAAGCUUACAAGAGAAUCAACAGUUUACUUGAUACUGGAAGGUACCGUAACAUCAUGGACAUGAACGCAGGGUUUGGUGGGUUUGCUGCUGCUCUUGAAUCUACAAAGCUUUGGGUUAUGAAUGUUGUCCCAACGAUUGCUGAAAAGAAUAGACUUGGAGUUGUGUAUGAACGAGGACUCAUUGGAAUUUACCACGACUGGUGUGAGGCUUUCUCUACAUAUCCAAGAACAUAUGACUUAAUCCAUGCGAAUCAUCUAUUCAGUCUGUACAAGAACAAGUGCAAUGCGGAUGACAUUCUUCUGGAGAUGGAUAGGAUUCUCCGACCAGAAGGAGCGGUUAUAAUCAGAGAUGAUGUUGACACAUUGAUAAAGGUGAAGAGAAUCAUCUCUGGGAUGAGAUGGGAUUCGAAGCUGGUUGAUCAUGAGGAUGGUCCUUUAGUUAAUGAGAAGGUUUUGAUUGCGGUGAAGCAGUAUUGGGUCACCAACUCCACCUCGGCUCACUGAAGUGUCAGUGUGACCUGGACAUUUUGAUCAAAUGAUAGGAAGCUUUAUUCGUCCUUAGGGAAUGUGAGAGAGCUAGACUCUCGUAUUUGUUACACUUCUUCAAGUAUCCCUAUUUAUUUAAUGUAAUAGUUUACCAGGUAA
This is a messenger RNA of Raphanus sativus (radish), 2269 nucleotides long. RefSeq names its product probable methyltransferase PMT2. Gene Ontology annotation, molecular function: methyltransferase activity. Bases 293 to 2128 code for a protein of 611 amino acids. NCBI's taxonomy places the organism in Eukaryota, Viridiplantae, Streptophyta, Magnoliopsida, Brassicales, Brassicaceae. The record is from RefSeq and is a predicted model, not a curated record. The transcript has 7 exons. Gene Ontology annotation, cellular component: endosome; trans-Golgi network; cytoplasm.